Molecule: messenger RNA, 2997 nt
Organism: Lagopus muta (rock ptarmigan)
Lineage: Eukaryota; Metazoa; Chordata; Aves; Galliformes; Phasianidae
Gene: GPR171
Product: G protein-coupled receptor 171
Exons: 2
Coding region: 320-1297 (325 amino acids)
Biological process (GO): G protein-coupled receptor signaling pathway
Cellular component (GO): membrane
Molecular function (GO): G protein-coupled purinergic nucleotide receptor activity
Source: RefSeq, a predicted model, not a curated record
UGUAGGAAAGGAACAACCACAGCACCAGAGGGCAGCUCCACGGGGGCUCACAUCCUGCUGUCACUUCUCCAGGUAACUUUCAUGUGCCUCGGUUGCUUGAACGCUGGUUUUAAUUGCGUCAGCCAGAGCAUUUAAAAACCACAGACAUGUUAAAAAAAAACAGCAGAGACAGCAAGGGGAAAACAUUAACCUGCUCUUGCACCAUGAGAAAACAUGCUGAGAGACACCAAAUGCUAACAGACUGCUGCUCCGGAUCCUCCCAGGGCCCUAAGACAGGUUCUUGAUCUCUCCAGCCAGCAAAGCACACAAGAAGUUCACAAUGCCAAACAAUGCUUCACAAUGCUACAUCAAAACAGAACUAGAACCUUUCACCUAUUUUUACUACUUGAUCUUUCUUACGGGUUUCCUGGGGAGCUGUUUUGCGCUGUGGGCAUUCACACGAAAAGGUCAGAAGCAGAAGUGUAUGAGCAUCUACUUAACCAACCUCCUAACUGCAGACUUCUUGCUGACUUUGGCGUUGCCAGUAAAGAUAACAGUUGACCUAGGCGUUGCGCCCUGGAAACUGCAGAUAUUCCACUGCCAAGUGACAGCCUGUCUCAUCUACCUGAACAUGUAUUUAUCAAUUAUAUUCCUGGGAUUUGUAAGCAUGGAUCGUUACCUUCAGCUCACGCACAGCUCUAAGAUCUAUCGCAUUCAAGAGCCUGGAUUUGCCAAGGUUUUGUCUGCAGUCGUAUGGACAAUGGUUCUCCUUAUAACAGUGCCUAACAUGGCUAUUCCAAUAAAAACCACUGAAGAAAGACCUAACGCAAGGUGCAUCGAUCUCAAAACAAAAUUUGGGAGAGACUGGCACGUGUUUACUAACUUUGUGUGCACAGCAAUAUUCCUGAAUUUUUCAGCCCUGAUACUCAUUUCCAAUUUCCUCGUUGUCAGACAGCUCUACCAAAACAAAUACAGCGAGAGCUACCCCAAUGUGAAGAAAGCCCUGGUGAGCAUACUGCUGCUAACAGCAGCCUACCUGCUGUGCUUCCUUCCCUACCACGUCGUUCGCAUCCCUUACACUCUGAGCCAGAGUGACACCAUAACCAGCUGCUCUCUGAAGCAAACUCUCUUUCAAGCGAAAGAAUCUACCUUGCUCUUUGCAGUAUCAAACCUCUGUUUUGACCCAAUUCUGUAUUAUCGUCUUUCCAGUGUAUUCAGACUGAAAGUUAAUGAGGCUUUUGUGGCAUCCAAACAGGCAAAGGCUUCCACAGAUGAAGAGGCACAGCACCAAAGCGAGCAGCGGGUGCAAAUGUACUGAUUCUAAAGUACCCAGAAAAGAUGUGCAAACACAUAACCUGAACAGCCAUUGUGGAACUGGAAACAGCUGCUACCACCAACAUUACCACUGGAUGGAUGAGAAGACUCACAUCACCAAACCAGCAAAGCACUCGGUGUUGCUUUUUGGAAAUACUGCAGCUAUCAGCACCAACCUAUGAACAGUCAGCAAUAAUGUGUAAUAAAGCUCGUUGAGACACACCCAAAUAUACAUUCUUAGUAUUUAUGGUAAAUACUUUGGGCUCUCCCUAAGUAAAAUAUUGUAUUCUUAAUAGAUUGAAGAGCUUGGUGGAAUGAAGUAAAGAUCUGUUUCCAAAUAGCAGCUCAUGGCCUGCAAAGCUUCUCACAGACACAAUUAACCCAAAGGCAUUUUAAAGGGCAUUACUCAAUCUAGAACGCAGUGUUAAGCUCCACUGAUUAACAAACUAUUGCAUCUGCUUACAUCUCACCCGUAAUUCCCAUAAAUAAACCUUCUGUUCUUGUCAAGUUCCACUGCCCUCCUGUGAUGCUACUGCACUGAACUUAAAAGCCAGCAACAUGUGAGUACAGAAGAUUCAAGGCAACUGUAAAAUGAGAAUAAAGAGUAAGCAGAAAUACUCACUGUGUGGUCUUUGCUUGUAUUCAUAAAAAUUUAUAAAGCAGUAACUAAAAGCAUUUAUGUAUAUAUGUAUACACACACACACUAUUAUUUUUAUUUAUUUUUUACAAGCACUUCCACAAAUAACGUAUUUAUAGAAUGGAUGAUAAUCACAGUGAAAAAACAAUUUGCUCAAAGUCAAACUGCCAGGAUUAACUCCUUCUGACCAAAACUUCGGCAGAAACAAAAAUAACUAACUUACAUGGUGCAAGACAUAAAUCAGACUUCAAGCAAGCACUUAAAACCGGCCUGAAAAGAAACAGCUGAUUCAAUAUUCUCAUGAAAACAAAUCACCUGUAGCAACCCAAAAUUAAAGCAAGGAAGGCGGGAGGCCAGGAGGAAUCACAUCACACACCAGCUGACACCUCCUGUACUGGUAGGAUUCAACACUGCUUAACAAUUACCAUUGUUGUUUCUAAACAAAGCCAGAACAGUUUGAGCAGACACUCCACUUCCUGCCCGCUCAGCCUGGGGCCCUCUGCCCAGUACUGCAGCAAACAUGCAGUAUCGUUACGUAAAUAAAUAUCUAAAAAUCAACCAAACGAGGGUUUGGGAUCUGGAACGCUGCUCACGGAGUUCUCUGCAGUUCCCAUGAGGUCCCAGGCCAACAGAGUAACAGAAGCAGCCCAAAAGCCAUACUACAAACAAGAGGAAGUGGGAGGAAGGAAAUAGCACCAUUCCAUCCAUCACACUUCAGAUAUUUCAGUAUUCAUCCGUUAGUCCAACUACUAGAUCAGAUUUUCUAUUGAGCAAACCUCCAUCAAACCCUGGAAUGUGGCACUGGCAAUGUAGUACCAUCUCCCUUCUCUGCUGGGUUAGCAUAAAUCACUACUGCUCAGGCACUUGUCCAGGAGCACGUUUUCCUUUGGUAAGAUGAAGCUCCUGCACGUUGCACAUCCUGCAGCACACAGCAGGCACGCGCAGCAGGAGCAGCCUCACGAGAGCUGAUUGGGAGCCCUCGAAUGAAGCUGGCUCUGCUCCCUGCACAUAGUGAACACUUCUUCCUUCAAGUGCUUUUAUUUGCCAUCACAACAGCCAACACUGCU